Xyrauchen texanus (razorback sucker) is the source of this 1863-nucleotide messenger RNA. RefSeq lists its product as uncharacterized. The transcript has 5 exons. NCBI's taxonomy places the organism in Eukaryota, Metazoa, Chordata, Actinopteri, Cypriniformes, Catostomidae. Bases 303 to 941 code for a protein of 212 amino acids. The record is from RefSeq and is a predicted model, not a curated record.
AUGUAAACAUCUGAAUUGCACUGAAGCUGGAUGUUUGUGGUUUGCUGAUACACGGAGGGCCACACAGGUCAAUCAUCCACAAAAGUUUGUUUAUUUCUCCUUAGGUUGCCAAAUGGGUGAGAGAGGAGCUGAGCCCUGAAGGGACACGGCAUUAUUUUGAUGUGUGGCACAUUGCCAAAAGUCUGGGGAAGGCAUUGGAUGCAGCUUCAAAAGAGUGUGACCAACUACAGCUGUGGAGGCCUGCUAUAGUGAAUCACCUCUAUUGGACUGCAGCCUCAACCCCAGACGGCAACCCAGCAGUCAUGGAGGCUAAAUGGAAAAGUAUAGUCAACCACAUCCAGGACAUCCAUGACCAUGACACCCCUGCUUUCUCCAGUUGUGCCCAUGGCCCUCUAGACGGGGAUCAGCGCAACAAAGAGUGGCUGGACCCAGGCUCAUUGGCAGCUGUAAAGUUGGAGAACAUAAUCACGAAGACUGCCUUACUGAAAGAUGUUCGACAGCUGUCUCCACAGCAUCAGACAUUCUCCCUUGAGGUUUACCACUCCCACAUCUUGCACUUCGCACCCAAGCACACAGGGUUUUCAUACGUUGAGAUGUAUAGCAGGCUUCUCUUAGCGGCGCUGCAUUACAAUCACAAUGCCAACCGCGAGACAGCACGGAAAAGUGAUGGGACGGAGAAGUACUGUGUGCGGUAUCCGCGCUUCAGAAAAGGUGCCCAUGUGGUGUGUCCCAUCAAAGAGGCAGCCUCAUACGGUUAUGCAACAUCAUUGAUGAAGGCCCUUCAGGAAAGCUACACCCAUUCACCUGCAGCUCUUCGAGAGGUUAGCGCUAAUUUGUCCUCCGAUGCACCCGCCCCCAUCGCUAAAUCCUUCGAACAGGUUCCUAAGGAGGAGGCCGUCAGCCUCUUCCUAGCCCGGCAGUCACGCUACAAGAGAACCUAAAUUCACAUUAUUAUUAUUAUUUUUUUCCACAGACAAGUCCAAUGAUUUAGUUGUAAGUAUUUAUUUUAGUUGUUAUUUAUCUUCUUUCCUUCUGUCCCUGUCAUCUCAUAUGGUGGUGGUUUCCUGUAUUCUGCAUGUUUUGUGUGUUGUUGCUUUGGUUUUACUUUGCACUAAAUCAUUACUUUUUUCGUCUUUGUAAGUGGCAUUAAUUGUCGCUGUACCCCAUUCAAGGGGUCCUGCAUGCUGCAUGUCUGCUCCUCUGUCUGUUAUUUGCAUGAAAUUUGUUUUAUGUAAUUCAAAAUAAUUUACCAAUCAUUUUACCUGUGCCUUGUCAACCUCUGUGUGCGGUGUUGUCUGGGUUCACUGUGUGUCAGCUUGAUAUGCUUUUGCAUGUGUCACUGCAUAUGCAUUCAUGAAAGAGUGUGAGUGUGUGUGAGUGACUGUGUGUGAGUAAGUGAGUGUGAGUGAGUGCGAGAACCAUCAGUUGACCCUCAGGUAAGACUACACUUUUGCAGGCAAAAGAAACAAUGUGCAAAGGUUUCAGGUCUAGCCCUUCAUCAGUGGGCUUUUUUUAUAUAGAUUUGUUUACUUGCAACCUGUGUCUUUGUUCAGUAAUCCUUGUCCUUGUUCAGUAAAUGUUUAGUAACCCUUACAAGCAAUGCCAAUAAACUGUUUUUUCUUAUUAAAAUUCAUGUGUUCUGUGUACUUUAUAACAUUUUAAGGGCAAUUGGGCGAUCACAACAGAAUAAACAAUUAUUUUUAUUCAUUCUCAUCCAAACGAGGCCAUUGAAAGCCCUGAUAGGUUUGGUCACCACUUUGGAAGUUUUGUCUGAUGGUUGAAACCACACAAGAGGGUAGAGGCUUCCUUAUACUCCUCCCUAAAACUCCAUAAGCCCAGCGUAUAGCCUGCCUGUACGCAGUG